AUGUCAGAAGGAAACAAGACUCUGGUGACUGAGUUUGCUCUUACAGGACUCACAGAGUGACCAUGGCUGCAGGUCCUCCUCUUCAUUGUGUUCUUGGUCAUCUACCUCACCACCAUGCUGGGCAACCUUGGACUGAUGGCUCUUAUUUGGAAGGAUGCCCACCUUCACACACCCAUGUACUUGUUCCUUGGUGGUUUAGCCUUUGCAGAUGCUUGCACUUCAACCUCUGUAACACCCAGGAUGCUGGUCAAUUUCUUAGACAAGACUGCCAUGCUAUCCAUAGCUGAGUGUAUCACCUAAUUUUAUUUUUUUGCUUCCAGUGUAACUACAGAAUGUUUCCUCCUGGUAGCGAUGGCCUAUGACCACUAUGUAGCCAUACGUAACCCCUUGCUUUAUCCAGUGGUGAUGUCCAACAGACUCUGCACUCAUUUUAAAAGUAUGUCAUAUGCAAUUGCUUUUCUGCAUCCCCUGAUUCAUGUGAGUUUAUUAUUAAGAUUAAUUUUCUGUGGUUCUAAGAUAAUACAUUAUUUCUAUUGUGAAAUUUUACAACUGUUCCAAAUUUCAUGCAAUGACCCACCCGUUAAGGCACUAAUGAUAACUAUUUUUGCAGCUUUUAUACAAAUAUCCACUUUAAUGACCAUGAUAAUCUCUUAUACUUGUGUGCUCUUUGACAUUCUGAAAAAAAAGUCUGAAAAGGGCAGAAGCAAAGCCUUCUCCAUGUGCAGUGCCCAUCUGCUCUCUGUCUCAUUGUACUAUGGCACGCAUUUCAGGUAUGUGCACCCUGCAUCGGGCCUAGCUGAAGAUCAGGACAAAAUGUAUUCCCUAUUUUAUACGAUUAUAAUUCCCCUGCUAAACACAUUUAUUUACAGCUUGAGAAAUAAAGAGGUUAUAGGUGCCUUGAGAAGAGUUUCAAAGAAGUAA
Messenger RNA from Physeter macrocephalus (sperm whale), 921 nucleotides. RefSeq names its product olfactory receptor family 5 subfamily AC member 2 (gene OR5AC2). Gene Ontology annotation, molecular function: G protein-coupled receptor activity; olfactory receptor activity; odorant binding. Gene Ontology annotation, biological process: G protein-coupled receptor signaling pathway. The record is from RefSeq and is a predicted model, not a curated record. NCBI's taxonomy places the organism in Eukaryota, Metazoa, Chordata, Mammalia, Artiodactyla, Physeteridae. Gene Ontology annotation, cellular component: membrane.